Molecule: messenger RNA, 1101 nt
Organism: Lolium perenne
Lineage: Eukaryota; Viridiplantae; Streptophyta; Magnoliopsida; Poales; Poaceae
Product: putative cyclin-dependent kinase F-2
Biological process (GO): regulation of mitotic cell cycle; protein phosphorylation
Cellular component (GO): nucleus
Molecular function (GO): ATP binding; protein serine/threonine kinase activity
Source: RefSeq, a predicted model, not a curated record
AUGGCGGCUACCACGAGUAGGAGCGGCGGCGGCCACCGGAAUAAGGCUGCCUGGCCUGCCUACAUGGCGCGGUACGAGCCGCUGGCGAGGCUGGGCGCGGGCAUGAACGGCGAGGUGUUCAAGGCGUGGGACACCAAGGAGAACCGGAUCGUCGCCGUGAAGCGGCUCAGCGGGACCGGGAUUGACGCCGGCGACGACUUAAUCUUCUCCGGCCUUAAAGAGGUCUGGCGGGAGUGCAGGUGUCUGAGGACGUGCGACGGCAUCCCCUCGGUCGUGAAGCUCCUGGACAAAGUCGUCCCCAAAGUAAAUUCCGACGACUCCUUCCUCAUCAUGGAGUACGCCGGCCGCCUCAACCUACGCGGCUACAUGCAGCGCCGUGCCCAUCGCCGUCGUCGGUUCUCCGAGGCCGAGGUGUGCCGGAUCAUGAAGGCGCUCCUCGAGGGGGUCAACUCCGUGCACGCCACCGGCAUCAUGCACCUGGACAUCAGGCCCGAGAACGUGAUCCUCGACGACGGCACAGAGGACACGACGGAGAGGAGGCCGAAGGGGGCGAUCCAAGACGGCGAGCUCAAGGAGGAUGACAUCGUCUACAAGAUCGGAGGCUUUGGGAUCUCCCGGAAGAAAGAGCGCGGCCCGAAGCAGCCGGAGGUGACAAUUGCGACAGCGUACAGCACGCCGGAGCUCCUCCUGCACUCGUGCGAGUACGACGAGCGCGUGGACACGUGGGGGAUCGGAUGCAUAAUGGCCGACCUCCUCUCGGGCACCGGCAUGCCCACCUUCGGCCCCGACGACUCGGAAGAAAAGAUCAUGAGCAAAAUGUUCCGCGUCGUCGACCCUAAGAGUAAGAAGAUCAAGGACUGGGCUGGGUACUCGGGGAUAGCGGCAGAGUGGAAGUCGAAGCUGCCCGGGCAAAACAAGUCGAAGCUGACGAGGAUAGCAGCAGGAUUGAAGACGAAGCUACUCGGGGAUCCUCUUCGGCGCCGGUUCCCCUUAUGGAGGCUGCCGUCCGCCGGCUUCGAGGUGCUCAGCGGGCUCCUGGAGAGUAAGCCGGCGAAGCGGCUCACCGCAGCGGAGGCCCUCGAGAAGCCUUGGUUCAAGUAG